Messenger RNA from Lolium perenne, 1225 nucleotides. RefSeq lists its product as uncharacterized. Gene Ontology annotation, cellular component: cytosol. The record is from RefSeq and is a predicted model, not a curated record. NCBI's taxonomy places the organism in Eukaryota, Viridiplantae, Streptophyta, Magnoliopsida, Poales, Poaceae. Gene Ontology annotation, biological process: protein histidyl modification to diphthamide. Gene Ontology annotation, molecular function: metal ion binding.
AUGCCGGCCCAUCCCCACCUAAACGAUACCCUCGGCACCCACUUCCACCGCUGUCACCCACGAGCUCGUUCCUCAACCGCACUCCCUCGCCAGCUCUUCCCGAAAAAACAGUUUAAAGUUGGUAAAGCUCGCCGCCGCCCCUGCCGCCUGCCGGACCCAGCGAAUCUCGCCGCCAUGGCCGCCACCGCGCCGCUGCUGCUCGCCCUGGCGCUCGCCGCCCUCGCCACGCUGGCCGCGGGGGACAACAACCCGGCGUACGACCCGUGCAGCGACACGCGGAUCCAGCGCGGGGACGGCUUCACCUUCGGGCUCGCCUUCGCCGGCAGCGGCGCCUUCUUCUCCGGAUCCACGCAGCUCUCCCCCUGCGACCGCCGCCUCAACCUCAACUCCCCCUCCCAGCUCGCCGUCUUCCGCCCCAAGGUCGACGAGAUCUCCCUCCUCACCGUCAACACCACCACUGGCUUCAGCCCCGCCUCAGCUGGUGGGUACAUGGUAGCAUUUGCUGGUAGGAAGUAUGCAGCCAGAUCUCUACCAGUCUUUGUCUCCAAUUCCUCAGUUACAGUGUCCAGCUUCACCCUGGUUCUUGAAUUCAACAAAGGCAGGCUUCAGAACUUGCACUGGAAGAAGGAUGGGUGUGGUGCUUGCUCAGGGAAGCCGAACUUCAUUUGCCUUGGCAAGCAAACUUGCGCCAUCAGAACAAAUAUAUGCAAGAACAACAACCAGGGAUCCAUGGACUGCAGCGUCGGCAUCCAACUGGCCUUCUCUGGCACCGACAAGCACGAGAUGGUCCUCAACUCAUGGUACGAGGUGUCAAACCUGCAGCAGUACUCACUCUACGGGCUGUACUCGAAUGUGAAGGGCUCCCUGAGCGGCCAGUUUGACAAGUUCUUCUAGGCUUCUGGAGCGGCCAUUGUCCAUAACACUCACGGUCCUGCCACUGCCUCUCUGGACCUCCCCCUGAUGAUGUACUUAACGAUCUUUAGGUUUGCCCAUCAGGCUGAUUGCACGCAAACUGAUUUACCAUGUGUGGAGAUCUAGCUCACCGAUAUCUAUGUACCUACCUGUUGAGUUAUUUUAUGGGAGCUUUCUUUGUAUUAGGGUUUGCUCUUAACUUCAAUGGUGUGGCUGGCUGUUCGCUGUGUGUUGUCUACCGUACUGAAGAAGUAUCCGUCAUGUCCAAUUUGCUAUUCUGCAUGGUUGUACAUGUUGAUAUCAGCAGUUCAUA